AUGAGAGUCUCUCUUCAAAAUGCCUUGGUGGGAACCACUGACGGUGUUAUUGGCAUUUCUCACAGCAUGCCGAUCCCCGAAGUAUUUGGAAAUAGGGUCCUGAUCAAGGUCAAGGCAGUAUCGGUUAAUCCCGUGGAUUCCAAGAUGGCGGGCGCGUACAUUACUCCCGGAGCUAUCGCUGGAUGUGAUGUUGCGGGGGUGGUUGACAAACUCGGUCCCGAUGUCACCCAUGCCAAAGUCGGCGAUCGCGUGUGCACGUCAGUCAUGGGCAUGAAUCCUCUCAAUCCUACAGUUGGCGCGUUCGCCGAGUACACAACCGCCCUGGAUACGCUGCUGUUGAAGCUGCCGCCUUCCAUGAGCUUUGAACAAGGGGCCUCAUUGCCAACCAGUUUCUUUACGGCCGGCCUGAGCCUGUUCCACAGUUUAGAUCUCCCUGGCCGUCCGCUUGAACCCAGCAGCAAACCUACGACAGUCCUUGUUUACGGUGGCUCUUCCGCAACUGGUACUGCCGCAAUUCAACUACUUAAGCUUGCUGGUUUCGACAUAGUCACCACAUGUUCGCCACACAACUUUGACCUAGUUCGAGGAUACGGUGCUGGCACCGUCUUUGACUAUAACGCCCCCGAUUGUGCGUCCCAGAUCAGGAAACAUACGCGAAAUGGUCUCAAAUAUGCGUUGGAUUGCAUUUCCACCAUGUCGAGUAUGCAGUUUUGCUAUCAAGCCCUGGGUCGGUCUGGGGGCAAAUACACGGCGCUCGAACCCUACCCGGAGUCGAUUUCCCAGACGCGGAACAUUGUCAAAGCCGAUUGGAUUUUAGCCUUGCAGAUACUGGGCCACGAGAUUGCCUGGCCGGAACCCCAUCGCAGACCGGCUGAUGCUGCCGUAAUCGAAUUUGGAGCAGCCUGGGCCGUGACAUUGAAUAGGUUGUUGGAAGAGGGAGUCAUUCAACUUCAUCCGCUCAUUAUCAGGGAUGGUGGACUCGGAAAGGUCUUAGAGGGCGUUUAUGAUGUUCAAUCCAAGAGAAUAUCUGCGAAGAAGGUCGUUUAUUCUCUAUGA
Molecule: messenger RNA, 1056 nt
Organism: Aspergillus chevalieri
Lineage: Eukaryota; Fungi; Ascomycota; Eurotiomycetes; Eurotiales; Aspergillaceae
Product: zinc-binding alcohol dehydrogenase family protein
Exons: 1
Coding region: 1-1056 (351 amino acids)
Molecular function (GO): oxidoreductase activity, acting on NAD(P)H
Source: RefSeq, a predicted model, not a curated record